Molecule: messenger RNA, 3105 nt
Organism: Pseudozyma flocculosa PF-1
Lineage: Eukaryota; Fungi; Basidiomycota; Ustilaginomycetes; Ustilaginales; Ustilaginaceae
Exons: 3
Coding region: 1-3105 (1034 amino acids)
Biological process (GO): retrograde vesicle-mediated transport, Golgi to endoplasmic reticulum; endoplasmic reticulum to Golgi vesicle-mediated transport; regulation of ER to Golgi vesicle-mediated transport
Cellular component (GO): Dsl1/NZR complex
Source: RefSeq, a predicted model, not a curated record
AUGCCCGCUCUGGUGCAGGCAACUCGCAGUGGCGACGCCCCCGCGCCAACUAUAGCCCAGCCGCACCACGUACCACGCCUCGUCCGUCCCCCUCCGACCAACGACUGCCAAAACCAUGUCCUCGAACACCUCAACUCGACCCUCCCAAAGCUCGCUGCGCAGCAACCCAGCCGUCCCUACUCUGCUUUGCCCUCGUCCGACGCCCUCAGAGCGCACCUCGACCGCCUCAGAGAUGCACAUCGCCAGGCACAGCAGAACACCAUCGACGCAGAGACCACCCUCCGAAGGCAGCUCAUCGCCAGCCUCUCGUCGGUAAAGGCCCUCCGGCAACGCCUCGAGCACCUCCCAGACGGAAUUGCAGCCACCGAGGAUCAGUUGCUCGACCUAUGCGAAAACCUCGUCGGUUCAUCUUCUUCCGCUCUCCAGCACGGUGCCCCCGCAGAGUCCAGCCGUGGUGCCUCGAAAACCCUCCUCAAGCGACUCGAGCAACUGCACAACGCCAUCGAGAAGCUCACACAGGCAAAGGCCUACUUCAGCCUCCUCGCAAAGGCAGAGGAUCUCCGUCUCGCCAUUGCAAAGCAGGAGGAGGCUGCUGCCACUGCCACCUCCCGGGCUCAAGACGAUGGUCAGGUCACCGCUCUCGAUCUCCUCGCCGAGCUUCACCUCCACGUCCAGCGCUGCGAGAGACUCUUGCGCGCAGACUCCUCGCCCAUCAAAGCCAUCCCCUUCCUGCAGGCUCAGCGCGAUGCUGCCCUGUCCCUGAUGCGCAAGGCUCGCAUCACCCGCCUGCAGCGCGCGCUCGCAGCCAGCAACUGGCCCGACCGAAGGCCUGGCAAGUCGGCAGAAGGCGACCACGAUGACUUUACCGACGACGGGGCUGCUCCACCUGCAGCAGACUUUGCCAGGUCAGAGAGCGUGCGCGAGGCCUGGUCGGACCUCUGCCACCUCCAGGACCAGGCCGAACGACUGGGACUCAUGCCGCGAGCCACGGCCAAGCCUCGGACGAAGCGCAGGCACGGGUCGGCGACAGACGAGGGCAAGCGGGUCGCAGCCGGAUCCGACGACUAUGUGCCGCUCUUGGCGACCCAGGUCGUCAUCGAGCCCUUGCUGCUGCGCUUCCGCUACCACUUUGACGGCACCCGCCCCACAAACCGGCUCGACAAGCCCGAGUGGUACCUCAGCCACAUCGCCUCCCUCAUCCGCUCCCAGACCGCCCUCUUCCAGCCGCCCAUCCGCGGCGUGCCUGGUUCUGGCGGGCCGAUCGCCAGGCUCUGUCGCUUCUACGCCAAUACGCAGCUCGAGGGCAAGGAGCGCAGGGCGUUCCGCUACAUCGACACCUACGCGGAGAUGCUGCACGGCCUGCUGACGCCCUUGCGCCGCAAGCUCGCAUCGUCGAUGCCAUCGCUGCUCGAGCAUCCCUCGCUGCUGGCGCACACUGUCUUCCAGGCGCUCACUUUUGAUGCCGACCUUGGCGAGCAGUUCCCUGCCUCGCGUGCGGUGCUCGACAAUGCCGGCACCGCCAAGCUCGCCGACGACAUCCUGGCGAACCGGGAAUGGUUUGUUCGCUGGCUCGAGGGAGAGAAGGAGUUUGCGCUGCGCAGGUUCGACGAGGCCGUCGAUGCUCCGGACGCAUGGGCCAUCGGUGCCUCUGACUCGAUCGCCGAGGAUGACGAGCAGAUCUACGUCGCACAGGCGUCGCGAGAUGUGGCUGAGGGCGGGUCGAAAACGACCAAGUCGGCGCGAGCCGUCGUCGAGAUUCUAGAGAGCGUCACCGAGCGCUACCGCCCGCUGCCCUCGCUCGAGCAGCGACUCUCGUUCUUGGCCAUGGUCCAGCUUCCCAUCCUUCGGGCAUACCACCAACGACUCUCCAAGAGCCUCGACGCCUUCGAGUCGCUCUCGAGCGCGUUUGCGCGCGCCAUGCCUGGCGAGAUCUCGGCCGGCCUGGGCGCGGCAGCCGGCGUGUCGACAGGGACGAGCGACUCGGACAUGGUCCGUGGACUGCGCGGGCUCGGUCGGCUGAUCAAGGCGAUGCUGUCCGCCUCGUUCAUCUGCGAGGAGCUGGACCGAUGGGCCGAGACGGCCUUUUUCGUCGAGCUGUCCGAGGACCUGCAGGGCACCGAGGAAGGGCAGAAGCUCGCGCUGGGCCUCAAGCGGGACGACGAGGCGGAGCAAGAUCGCGAGCUCGACGCCGCCAGCCUGGGCACGCUGCUGAGACGCGGUCUGAAGCGGGGAGCGGCCAACGCCCGACCGACCACGCCCAACUCGGCUACCACGGCUCCUUCGGCCGGCACCCUGGCCGCAAGGUCGGAGGGGACCGGUACAGCCGCACCCUCGCAGUCCCUCGACGAUGCAGGUCGGUUCGGGGUAUGGGCGGAGCCCCGGCGCAAGUUUGGCGAAGUGGUCGCGCGCGCAACGAACGGCGUCGAGAAGCUGAUUGUGAGCGAGGUGCUCGAGCAGCUGCGGCCCUACGCGCACCGCAACUGGAACACUGCAGGCCGAGAGGCUCGACGAGAUCAAGGUGGCGAAGUUGCAACGCAAGGCGGAGACGAUGACGAGGCGGACGAGGAUGGGGAUGACGAGGAAGGCGUGCCUACGCCGUCGCUUGUGCCUUCGCUCUCGAUCCUGUCGACGCAUCUCUCGCACCUCGUUGCGAUCCUGGAAGCGCCACAGUCGAUUCCCAUCUAUCGCCACGUAGCCGCUUCGAUCAGCAACGCCGUCAUCGAGCGGGUCGUCAUGGCCGGAGGAUCCCACCGUUUCAUCUACCCCUCCUCGGUGCGAUUCAAAUCCGACUUCGAAGCGGGGUGGAUGCACGCCGUCUCUUCAUCUUCGUCUUCUUCGGCAUCUCGAGCGACGAAAUUCGGUCGGAACCCGAGCGCGCCGUGGAAGCAGCUGCGCGACGUCGCCACGCUCCUCUCCCUCCCCACAUCCUCCCCAUCCUCGGCAUCGGCAGCGGCAGCAACGAGGGAUGAGGGGACGGUAUGGACACUGGCCAAAGCCACGCGUCUCCUCUUUGACGAUGAACGCGGACCGGCGUGGGAGGACGAGGUCACGUCGUUCCAGGAUCAACUUGGCGUCGAUCUACAGUCACUCGCCCUCGCGCGGUGA